AUGGCAAGUUUCGUGCUUGGGUUGACCAAGGCAGCCGUGGAGGGGACACUGAGCCGUGUCCAGACGGCCAUAGAUGAGGAGACGAAGCUUAAGGUGAAAGUUCAACAGGACCUGGUGUUCAUCACCGGGGAGUUCCUGAUGAUGCAGUCCUUCCUCAACGUCUCCACUAAGGAGCGUGUCAAAAACGAAGUGGUGACAACUUGGUUGCGCCUGCUCCGUGAGCUAGCCUUAGACAUGGAGGACGGCAUCGAGCUGGUUGUCCAUCUCGACAAGGACAAGUCCACGUGGUGCUGCCGCAUCCUGCCGUCUUGCAUGUCACCAUCGCGGCCCCUUGACGAGGUGGCCAUCAAGAUCAAGCUCGUCAGGGACGGGGUCGAAGAAUUGAGCCAACGCAAUAUGCGGUACAACCUCAUCCUCGGCACUGAAACCUUCUCGGGGACGACGGCCAUCAUGCCGCCGAUCACCUCCGAAGAUACAUUGUUGUCGAAUUUUCAGGUCAUACGCCAAGUAUGGGAGGACGCUUGGAAGAUACGGAAAGUUGGCAUCAAAGAUUUGAUCAAACGUGAUGAAAGAAGCACUCAAGUGAUUUCUGUAUGGGAAAAUGGUGGCAACAAUCUUGAGAUACCAUACAUUAUCAACCAAGUGUAUUGUGACCCUGAAAUCUGCCAACUAUUCGAGCGUCGUGCCUGGGUUAAGAUCACUCGUCCUUUCAAUCACGACGAGUUCAUCAACACCUUGAUCACUCAACUCCUGUAUAAAACGGGCUCCUGUGAUCAAGCUCCAGCCAAAGAUGUCACCAACGCUGCUGAAGUUUUACAGCAGGUGACAAAGGAGCAAAGUUAUUUGCUAGUCCUGGAGGGAGUGUCUGACGUUGUUGAGUGGCACACUGCCAGGAAGUAUCUGCCGGAAAAUAACAACGGCAGUCGAAUCAUUGUGACCACGCCACACCUUGGGAUUGGGAAGGUGUGCACAGGGCAACCAUACCUCGUGUCGGAGUUCAGUAGCUUUCCAUCUUUUUAUGCCUUCUACAAAAGGGUGCCAGGGAAUCAAAUUGACAUGGGCGAUCUUCUGUGGAAAAUAAAGCGUGGUGGUUUGGUCAUGGUGGAAUGUGAUGAUGACAACAUGAAAACCGCUGUCGUCAAACGGCUGUGGCACAGAAUUGUGGAUGGUCAUGAAAAAUUCGACGGUGUGAGAUUCAAGAAGUACAAAUGGGUCACCAUUGGCGAUCCGUUCAACCCGAUGGACUUCUGGCGGCGAGUGCUCUUGGAUCAAAAUGGGAUCAUACCCGAGGAUUAUAUAACAAGAUAUAAACCCAAUCUCGGUGGACUUCUGGCUCAGUGGCUGCAUCAUAUUGACCGGGUGGUAAACAUGAAAGAUGCUGAAGUAAUGGAAAGCUGUCGCAAGCUUCUUAGUGAAGAUGACUCGCACCUUCUUGUCAUCGAUGGCGUAAGGGACAGUGAGAUUUGGCGUUCCCUUAAAGAAACAUUAGUAUCCGAUACUAUAAAAGGUUGUGUUGUUGCUAUUUGCAAGAAAGCUGUGGUGUUCAUCAAAGAUGACAUUGACACAUGGGUCAUUCCAGAGCAUCAGGAUCGCUAUUUCUUUUACAAAGACGAAGAGGCACGUGCCUGGAAGAGCAACCGCAGCUUUGAUCCAAACACUCGAUCUGAAGAGGAGAAGCAUUUGAGUAUUGACUCUCCUGGCGUGUUUUCGUUGUGGGGUAUUGCUGGAGUUGGCAAAUCAACUUACGCCAGAUACAACUAUUACAUAAGCAUUCUUAAUGUUUAUAAGAAAAAAGCAUACUACUGCUGGGUGGAUGUGCCACAUCCAUUCUGCCUCACGGAGUUGUCUCGACGCCUUCUUUUUGACUUCCAUUCCGAUGAUCUUAAAGCCAAAGAAGACGUGGUGAUCAGUAUCAUUGAAGGGAAAGACCCAGUUCAAAUGUGUCGUGAGUUGCUGCAUCCACGUGUUAACUGCUUGAUUGUCUUUGAUGGCCUACAGUCCACAGAUGACUGGGAUGCACUGAAAGCAGCAUUUGGUUGGUCCGACUUUUCUAGCUCUAAGACCACUAUCCUUGUGGUUACCAAUGAAGAAAGUGUGGCCAGACAUUGCACGGGCAACAAGAGCAAAAAUGAUUCUUCUGAAGUAAACAAUAUCAAAAAAGUGAUCAACUUGAAAGGUCUAAAUGAUGAUUCUGCUUUUCAACUCUUCCGUCAAAAGGUGGGUAAUGAUGAUCGACUAUUAGAAAAUGAAAAACUGAAAAUUGCAAAACUCAUCGUGAGCAAGUGUGGUGGGCUUCCUAAAGUAAUAGUUGCCGCAGCAAAAUACUGCAAUAAAGAGCUAGGGAAAUAUCCGUUUGACUUAAAGCCCGUUAAUGAUAAUUUUAUUUCCAUUUUGGAGAACAAUGUCCAAGAAUUUCAGAGUUUAAGAGGUUUAUUUUCUUGGGUGCAAUCCUACUUGGCAACUUGCAAGGAUUACCUCAAGCCAUGCAUCUUCUAUCUACCGGUUUUCCCUACGGACCAUAACAUUAGGCGGAGGCGUUUGCUACAACGUUGGAUUGCAGAGGGUUACUCUAGGGACACAAUUAGUGGUACUGCAGAGGAGAACGGAAAAGGAUUAUUCUCCGAGCUUCUCAACUUGAGCAUCAUUCAAAAACAAUCAACAAGCAAGUUCCAAUGCCGAGUCAAUGGUUUUUUCCAUGAAUACAUCACAUCACGUCCAAUGGAAGAUAACCUUGUCUUGGCACUAGAGGGGCAUUGCAAACAGAACUCACAACGUGUUGGGAGACACCUCAGUGUGCGGACAAGUUGGGAUAGGGACAAGAGCGUGUUUGAGAGCAUAGAUUUCUCACGGCUCCGGUCUUUUACAGUUCUUGGUGAGUGGAGGCCAUUCUUUAUGUCUAACCCAACCAACAACAAGAUGAGACUUGUUCGUGUGCUGGAUCUGGAAGACACAAUAGGUGUCACAGAUGAUGACUUGGAGCACAUUGGGGUGUUGCUGCCCCUCCUCAAGUUCUUAUCCCUGCGAGGCUGCCAAGAGAUUACCCGUCUGCCAAGUUCGUUGCAUGCCUUGAGGCAACUUCAAACUUUGGAUGUUAGGCACACCUCCAUAGUCGCAUUCCGAGGGGCUAUCAUUUCCAAGCUGCGGAACCUCCAAUAUGUUCGCGCUGGCAGAAAGACUCUAUGGGAAGAAGGUGGCAUCAUGGUCACAUGCCAGCCACCAGCAACCGAACCAGUAGAAAUGGCUUCAUUGGCACAAGCACAAGGCGAUUCUAAAACUUUUGCAGCAUCACUUAGAAACAUGACAUCAAAAACAUCUCUACCAAUCUGGAUGUCCAAGAUAUGUUGCAUGCAAGUUGAUGAUAAAGAGUGUGUUGAUGUUCCAGUAGCGAUUGGCAACUUGACGGCCUUGCAUACCUUUGGUGUCAUUAAUGUUGGAGCUAGAAAGGGGAUCAUCAAGGAGUUGAAGAGACUUACCCAACUGCAGAGGCUCGGGGUGUCUGGCAUCAAUGUGGAUAACAUCCGUGAGUUCUUUUCUGCCAUCUCUGAUCUCAUCCACCUACAGUCCUUAACAGUGAAAGUGCAACCCACGAAAAACAAGAAUGAUUAUCGAUUUGCUUGUCUGGAUGGGACUACAUCCCCACUACCUAAGGCCCUCAAGAUCCUCAAGCUGCAUGGCCAUGUACGUAUAUUGUCAGCCAGGUGGUUUGAGCAGCUUGGUAAUCUUCAAAAGUUGGAUCUUGAGAUGACCGUCCUUGCACGAAUGGAAAUUUUCGUCCUUUUUGCAUUGCCAAAUAGAGAUGCGUUACAGCGUCUUUGUGUGAGGCCAAUACGAGUUACUGAGCUCUAUGUUGCGCCAAAUUUAUACUUGGAAUUCUAUAAGACAAAGGUCCUUGAAAUCCAUUGCACUUCUGAGCUGAAAGUAAUUUUUGGUGGAAUGUUGCAUUUUUUAGAGGUGCUUAAGGUUCACUGCUCCAUUGGGUCCAGUUUUCAAUUUUCUGGUCUGGAUAGUCUAUUUCGCCUCAAGGAGGUGUGGCUUAAAGGUUCCUAUAGCGAUGAAGUCAAGCAAAAUUUGCAGCGGCAACUUGACCAGCAUGAGCGCCGACCUAUCUUGAAGCUGUUGCAGCCGCGUGCAUCCUCAUUUGUGUAAAUUUAUUAUGUGUAAACAUUGCAAUUGAGCUAGGAUUAUCA
Molecule: messenger RNA, 4187 nt
Organism: Panicum hallii
Lineage: Eukaryota; Viridiplantae; Streptophyta; Magnoliopsida; Poales; Poaceae
Exons: 4
Coding region: 1-4146 (1381 amino acids)
Biological process (GO): defense response to other organism
Molecular function (GO): ADP binding
Source: RefSeq, a predicted model, not a curated record